This is a messenger RNA of Bemisia tabaci, 2480 nucleotides long. The record is from RefSeq and is a predicted model, not a curated record. NCBI's taxonomy places the organism in Eukaryota, Metazoa, Arthropoda, Insecta, Hemiptera, Aleyrodidae.
UGUACUUAUCCUCUCGGGAGGCGUCACGGAAACGACAGUGCACUUCACUCAAAGGUUCUGAUCAGAUCGGUAGCCCCGAAACCGGAGGAAGUGCUCCUCCGUUAAAAGUCCACUGUGUUACCGUGUUUCGUAAUCAGGGAGUUGCCGUUGAUUGUUGCCAGAUACGAUACCUGGAAUGCACUACCGCCAAAUGCGGGGGAUUUGAAAAAGCGUGUUCCACACUACACAAAUAGCGUCUGAAGAAGUGGAUUUCAGACUGUUUCAAUGAUACCAUCGUGAUUUUUGUUCCAUCUGUUCUCACACCUGCUCGCGUGCAGCAGUUCCAGGGUGAUCUGACUCGUCCCAAAUCGGGGAUAACCCACUAGAGACAGUUAGGAAAUGCAUGUUUACUCCCUUACGGUAGUGAAUUUAACUACCGCUGAGCCCUAACACUGUUAUUCCGAGCUUGAUAGUUGCCUUUUGCUUUCGGCAACAAAAUGAAAGCGACGAAGAAUUUAUUCUCACCGAUGCUCCCGGUUUUGACAAUCUUCAUCCUGGUCUUCGCCAGUUCCAUCCAUGGCCAACCACCGUUCACUCGCUCGUUCUCGAGAGGCUCCAUAACCGUUAUGGAAAAUGGUAAGGAGCCUCGAACCACGGAGAUGCCCCCUGAGAUGCUGCAACAGAUAUUCAGCAAUCUCAGGGCACCUGGAAGGGGAAUAACACAUCCCCUCUUGAACGGCCAGGGUAUGCCAGGGCUAUCGAGGAGCAACUCUGGCUAUAGGACGCCACUAUCGCCUUCAAGAUCCUACUCCGGCCACAGAAUGGCGAGCCCGGUGCAGAGUCCAAUGUCGAGCCCGUACCGCAGACCUCCGGGGUCACCCCAAGGUGGACGUCAAUCCCCGCGGCGGUGGCACUCCCAACCCCAGUCGUUCCAACACUCCCCUUCCUUCCGGUCCCAGUCCUUCCGGCCCGGCUGGUCUCCCUCGGUCCCUCGCCAGAGUUCCCCGUCGCAGCCUCAACAUCCUGCUCAAAUGGCGAGGCGAGUUAUACAGCUCGUGAACGCGGAACGCGCAGCAAACGGACUGCAACCUUUGGCAGAGAACCAAAAGCUCGACAUGCUGGCCACUACCAAAUCGAGGGAUAUGCGCGACAAUGGCCUCAAGUCGCCCGCUGUGAGAAAUUCUCAAGAUAUGAUGACGGAAGUCGGGAUAAGGUGGCUGUCGACGGGUGAGAACAUGGCGGCCGGGCCGCGAACUCCGGAGCAAGUCAUGAAUUUGUGGAUGAACAGCCCCGGAAACCGGGAGCAUAUCUUGAACCCCAAAUUCGCGGAGAUCGGGGUCGGCUACGUGGAAGGAGACCCGAGUGGCCCCUACUGGACGCAGAUGCUCCUCCGUCAGGCGACGAGUAUAAAUCCUGCUGAAUGCAGAAGGAGAGUGGUAGAACUUGUGAACAUAGAACGCCGAAAGGCAGGACUGGCCCCUUUGAAGGAGAACCGAACAGUCAGCAAGCUGGCCACUAUGAAAUCGGCGGAUAUGCGCGACCUGGACUACGUCGAGCACGAGUCGCCUACGUAUGGAGGUGUUUCGAAAAUGAUGACGACCUACGGGGUAAAUUGGCAGGGGGCGGGUGAGAACAUCGCCGCGGGUCAGGACACGCCGGAGGAGGUCAUGGACGGGUGGAUGAACAGUCCUGGGCAUCGGAAGAAUAUCAUGAGCCCCCUUUUCACGGAAAUUGGCGUUGGCUACGAAGAAGGGGGCAGGCUGCAUAAAUACUGGACGCAGAUGUUCCUCAAACCGAUGCGGCGUUGAGGCCGGGCGUUAGGCAGUAAUUCGUAUAACAAUAGAAAAAAUGGGCGAACUAACUCUUUCCUUCCUUAAGGGGACGUCCUUAGAUCGAAUCGGCCAGUUACAAAGAGGCUCAAGCCAGAUAUAAAAAUACGAAAAAACCCCAGUACAAACCGUAUUAACCAUAAGCUCGACCCGUUUUAAAUUGCUCGACCCGUAACCAUAAACCCGUUUUAAAUUGCAGGUUGAUUAAAAAUGCGAUUAAUUAAUUCAUCGCUUUAUUAUUUUAGAGCUCUGAGAUUUCUAAGGGGUCAAUUAAAACGGUUAUUACAAUCGGCCAGUUACAAAGGGUGCCAGAUAUAAAAAUACGAAAAAAAAACCCAGUAAAAACCACAUUAACCAACCCGUUUUAAAUUGCAGGUUAAUUAAAAAUGCGAAUAAUGCUAACUGGCUUCAAUAUUUUAGAGCUCUGAGAUUUCUAGGGGUCAAUUAAAACGGUUGUAACCAUUUUUCUCGAAUUCUCAUUUUUGACGCUUGAGCCCUUUUGUAACCAACUGAAUAAAUUGCGUAAUGUUCUGGAAAAAGGGUCUAUCGUGAACUUCAAGAGCAGUUUGAUGUAAUGAUCUAGAAGGAGCGCGUGAGGAUUGUGUAACGUAAAGAGAAAUUGUUGAAAAAAAAAAUAAAAAUAAAAAUAAAUAAAGAAAUUGCUAUAAAUUU